AUGGAGGGCAAACAAGCUAUUGUGUUAGGUGUUCGUGCACCGGGACUUGUUGAGGCUCAGCCUGAUAAACCUCUGGUAUAUGAGAUUGACACAGCAGCUCAUUUUUACACUGAUAUGGCAACCACCGACCGAGAUGAGUUGAUUGGAUGGGCUCGCGCCAUUGCCGUAAAGUUAAAGUUUGCAAUUGUAAUUGGGAAAUCCGACAACGAUAUAAGAAAGCAGUAUUUCAGGUUGGAUUGCGAACGGGGAGGCCGGUACGUGUCAACAAAUAAGAAGCUAAAAUCUGAUCAAACCGGCACGAGGCAAUGCGGAUGUCCCUUUCGACUUUGUGGUUAUUGUCAUGCCGAUAAAACAUGGCAUUUAACCGUUGUAAACGGCAUACAUAACCACGAGUUGGACAAAGUAGUCGAAGGACAACUCAUUGUCGAUCGUUUGAAACCGGAAGAGAAGCAAUUUAUGGACGAAAUGUCAAGGAAUUUGGUUCUGCCUAAGAAUAUAAUGUCCACAUUGAAAGAGAGAGAUCUAAACAACAAGACAACGGCAUAA
This is a messenger RNA of Trifolium pratense (red clover), 546 nucleotides long. RefSeq lists its product as uncharacterized. The transcript has a single exon. Gene Ontology annotation, molecular function: DNA-binding transcription factor activity, RNA polymerase II-specific. The coding region runs from base 1 to 546 and encodes 181 amino acids. NCBI's taxonomy places the organism in Eukaryota, Viridiplantae, Streptophyta, Magnoliopsida, Fabales, Fabaceae. The record is from RefSeq and is a predicted model, not a curated record.